This is a messenger RNA of Pleurotus ostreatus (oyster mushroom), 1128 nucleotides long. RefSeq names its product biotin synthase (gene BIO2). The transcript has 9 exons. Gene Ontology annotation, cellular component: mitochondrion. The record is from RefSeq and is a predicted model, not a curated record. Gene Ontology annotation, biological process: biotin biosynthetic process. Lineage: Eukaryota; Fungi; Basidiomycota; Agaricomycetes; Agaricales; Pleurotaceae. Gene Ontology annotation, molecular function: 2 iron, 2 sulfur cluster binding; biotin synthase activity. Bases 1 to 1128 code for a protein of 375 amino acids.
AUGUUGCAAUCUCUUCGCGGUAGCACUCGAUCAUUGAAGCUGGCUCGGCAGCUCGCGACGCAUGCGUCGCCACCUCAGCCUCCGAAGGCGAGCUCGGGACUUAGACACGAUUGGUCGCGUCGCGAGAUCCAGGAGAUCUAUGAUACUCCGCUACUGGACCUGGUGUAUAGGGCUGCUUCGGUGCACAGGAAGCACAAUGAUGGCCAGAAAAUCCAGCUAUGUACUCUGAUGAAUAUUAAGACUGGUGGUUGUACCGAGGAUUGUUCCUACUGUUCUCAAUCGUCCCGCUACUCUACGCCGACGGAAGCCGGUCGGCUUGUCGAUAUUAAGCCCGUCCUAGAAGCAGCAAGAAAGGCAAAGGAAAAUGGCAGCACGAGGUUCUGUAUGGGUGCUGCUUGGAGAGAUCUUGCCGGUCGUAAAAGAGGCUUCGAGAGGAUCCUCGAGAUGGUUACCGAGGUUCGUGGCAUGGGAAUGGAGGUGUGCACCACACUCGGCAUGCUUUCCCCAGAACAGGCCAAGAGACUCAAAGAGGCUGGCUUGACGGCUUACAACCAUAACCUUGAUACAUCUCGGGAAUUUUACCCUCAGGUAAUUACGACGAGGUCCUACGACGAGCGGUUAGACACCAUCACCGCUGUGCGCGAUGCAGGCAUCAGCGUAUGCUCCGGCGGGAUACUCGGUUUGGGUGAAUCAGACGGGGACCGAGUUGGCUUGAUAUGGGAAGUUUCAAAUAUGCCUGAGCAUCCCGAGUCGUUCCCGGUCAACGCUUUGGUACCAAUCCCUGGGACACCAUUAGAGGGCAACGAUCCUGUUCCCCAUCAAACACUUGUCCGAACCAUCGCCACUGCUCGCAUCGCGAUGCCAAACACCAUAAUUCGGUUGGCAGCUGGGCGAAACAAACUUGAUGAAUCCCAACAAGUCCUAUGCUUUAUGGCAGGCGCCAAUGCUGUCUUUACGGGUGAUCACAUGCUGACCACUCCGUGCGCACCCUGGGACGAGGACAAGGCCAUGAUGAGUCGGUGGGGAUUAGAGGGCAUGCGUAGCUUCGAGCAACCGAAUGUCGCUCGUAAGGAAGGUCCUAGACUAGAAACUGAACCCCAACCUCAAGAAGCUGGCAUUCAGCUAUAA